This is a messenger RNA of Penicillium riverlandense, 981 nucleotides long. RefSeq lists its product as uncharacterized. The transcript has a single exon. The record is from RefSeq and is a predicted model, not a curated record. The coding region runs from base 1 to 981 and encodes 326 amino acids. NCBI's taxonomy places the organism in Eukaryota, Fungi, Ascomycota, Eurotiomycetes, Eurotiales, Aspergillaceae.
AUGUCAGUUGCGCAUGGUCGACCGAGAGCCAUCAACUUCGAAGAUGUGAAUGUGGCUCCGCUGUGUGCAGCCGAUUUUGAGGACUGUUUGGCCGGUGAUGCCGAGUCAUUCAUACACUAUGCGGAUAUUUGCUUCAUUCUGGGAGAUAUUACAGAAUCGUGUUCGCGGAAUUCAUUAACCAAAGCUAAAAAGGAAUACUAUCAGAGCCAAAUAUUUCGCUGGCCAAGGGUCUUACCCACACAUCUUCGAAUCUCUCAUCUCAGCGCCAAUAAUGCAGACGAAUACUCCCUCUGCGGAUACGACCUCAACACGCGCCAACUACACAUCCCAUAUUUCAUCAGCCUAGCCAUCCUCGGCCGUCCAAGCACAAGAAACACGAUAUCCGCGCAGGGUAUUCUGGCAGCGUCUUUCGUUGCGGGUAUUUUCCAGGAACUUCUCGUCCGCGACGAUAUUGGACACCUCGCUCCAAUUUUCACACGCUAUUGCGUCGCGUCAAGCUUCUUCCUCGUGUCGCUAAGAUCAAUCCCUGAACUAUGGGAUGCGUGCCAGCCCGAUCUGGAAGUCCUCCGCUUAUGCCUGAAGGAACUCAGCAAGCGCUGGAAAUCAGCAAUCGGUGGGUCGAAAGCCUUGGAGUCGAUACUCAAUACGCAACGACAUAAUGCGACCCCGAUGAAUAAACGGUUGUUGCCGCUCACUCGGGAGCAGCAUUUCUUCUUUGAUGGGUUUCCGCUCGAGCUUUGUCACAUGUGGACGCCUUGCACAACAUUCUACCAGGGAGCGGCAGCGAACGCGGGUCACUUUACGCAGUAUGCACAGGAUCACAGUCUAAUCGACGCGGCUCAAGGUCGCGGUAUUGAGCCUAUUGUCUCUACAGCGCCGUUUACAUCUGUUGAUGAGCAGGAAAUAGAGGUUCUGCCGUUGGCGGAUUUCUUGGUUGAUGGUUUGGAUAAUUGGCUUAGCGAGGAGGCAUCGGCUGUCUAG